AUGUCACAACCUUACAACCACCAUCUCCCCUCAUCACCCAUGGCCCGAACAAAUUUGUUCUCAUCGGAGAUAACAUCUGCAACAAUGAAAUCCAGCAUUAACAGUGUCAUCAAUAAACCCCAAAAACCUUUCUUUAGGCCAGCCCAAGAUGACACUAAACCUCCCCUUCAAGACCCAAUUUUGAGGUCGGACCCCAUUGAGACAGAGGAAGCUGUUCUGCGAUUGCCUCCUUUCCCUUCCCACAAAUUCAAACUCCAAUCUUAGUUUUUUUUUCCUGUUUUGUCUUAAAUGUUUUGUAAUUGUGAUUUUAUAAGUUCUGCCUUUUUUUUCUUUUUCUUCUGUUUUUUUAUGAAAUUUCCAAGCUUAGAGAUGGUUAGACAAGAAUAUAUCCUAAGGUGAGAAAAUUAUGGAUUAGUUAUCUGAGUUAAUUAUUUGAUAUGAUACCUUGUGUUUGACACAAAUUCAAUAGAUUAUGUGCACUUUGUCA
Mercurialis annua (annual mercury) is the source of this 487-nucleotide messenger RNA. RefSeq lists its product as uncharacterized. The coding region runs from base 1 to 264 and encodes 87 amino acids. The record is from RefSeq and is a predicted model, not a curated record. The transcript has 2 exons. NCBI's taxonomy places the organism in Eukaryota, Viridiplantae, Streptophyta, Magnoliopsida, Malpighiales, Euphorbiaceae.